Venturia canescens is the source of this 1131-nucleotide messenger RNA. RefSeq names its product mitochondrial import inner membrane translocase subunit Tim29. The record is from RefSeq and is a predicted model, not a curated record. The transcript has 4 exons. Gene Ontology annotation, cellular component: TIM22 mitochondrial import inner membrane insertion complex. Bases 341 to 973 code for a protein of 210 amino acids. Gene Ontology annotation, biological process: protein insertion into mitochondrial inner membrane. NCBI's taxonomy places the organism in Eukaryota, Metazoa, Arthropoda, Insecta, Hymenoptera, Ichneumonidae.
UCUGGUUUGCUUCUGAUCGAAUCAUUAUUUUGCCGUUCAUUAUAUAUAACAAAAAUUUAAUAUUUACCAUCCCGAUUAUUUUCCUUUACCGAAACUAAUUGUAUGUGUAGUUUUAACACAACGAGGUUUUAACAACCUUUAAAGUUAAAAAAACUAUUUAAUAUUAUAUACUUACCACUAUAUAGAUGCACAUUUUGUAAAUACGGAAUAUUCAAGAUACCAAAAUGUUAACUAAAUCUGGAAAUUAGUAAUGAAUGUUAAAAUUCAGCCUAAAAAUAUGAACCAUGGUUUUCUUGGCGUAAAAACUUACACAGUGAGAAGGUGCUGAUAACCUAUUAUUAUGACUGCUCGAAGAAUAUUCGGUUUGAAUAAGUUACAAAGAAUUUCACACGAGUAUCAGAGUAAAUGGAUUACAUUUACUGAUAAAAUAAAAAAUUUCGAAACACCGGAAAGGUUUAAGGAUACAUUCGUGGAACGAUGGGGAAAGUACUGGCGCAAUGUUUACCUCGAUUACCAAGAAGUCGCCGUAGACGUAGUAAAGCAUUGCAAAACUUAUCCAAUUCGUGCUUCUGUCAAAGCUGGACUUCUAGGUGGAACUUACUAUUUAGUCAAAAAUAAUCCUGAUGAGAUUUCUUAUCGUCAAGAAUUCCUCAAGAAUACAAUGAGAGUAAUUCCUGUUGGAGAGUCAGUUCGAAAUCCAACUGCAGUGGAACACAUAAAAUUUUUGGAAAAGUGCUAUAACGAAAAUGUCGUUCGGCACUUGAACUUAGGAAUAUUGUCUCUGAUAUGGAUCGAUGAUUAUGACAAUAUGUGUGCUAAUUAUCGAGCAACAUGUACAUAUUUGCGGCCUAGAUACGUAACUUUUUAUGAAAGAAUCAUAGACAUUGGUUUCCUCAACACUUGGUGGAUUUGGGAAGAUAAAAUGCGAGAUUACGAUGUGAACGAAGAAGAAUUCAAAAUUCAUGACUCUUGAUCAUACGCAUUAGACACCUCUAUAUUGAAAAUAGAAAGUUGUAAAAAACCUGCUGGAAAUACAUGAGAGGCCCUCCGGUUAUGCUUGGUAUAAUCAUCGGUCAAUUAUUCAAGACGCUGAAAAGAUAAUUGAACACAAUAAAUUUUUAUAUAAUUCAA